This is a messenger RNA of Vidua chalybeata, 1207 nucleotides long. It is a transcript of the gene PARVG, whose product is annotated as parvin gamma. Gene Ontology annotation, cellular component: cytoplasm; focal adhesion; actin cytoskeleton. The transcript has 13 exons. The record is from RefSeq and is a predicted model, not a curated record. The coding region runs from base 199 to 1164 and encodes 321 amino acids. Gene Ontology annotation, molecular function: actin binding. Gene Ontology annotation, biological process: establishment or maintenance of cell polarity; substrate adhesion-dependent cell spreading; cell projection assembly. Lineage: Eukaryota; Metazoa; Chordata; Aves; Passeriformes; Viduidae.
UCGUUUUUAAGAGCGGAGCACUGUGGCAUGACUUCCCCUUUGCUUUGUGUGCUUUGUGCUGCCCUGCAUGGGAGAUCUGAGAGCCUGGGCUCAGCCCUCUCCCCCAGAAAUUGCAUCCUGACUGCUGGGACAAGGUCUUGGAAGAGCUUCUGGAGAGUUACUGAAGGAGAGAAUACUUACCAGGAGUGAUUAAAGACAAUGGAUCCAGACUUUUUAAAUGCAUUUACACAGCCUUCUACACUUAAUCGAUCCCUAACUGAGGAUGUCAUUGCUAAAGGCGAGAAGAGGAAACUCAUAAAACCAAUCUCAAGCAACAACCCCAAACUGGAAGAAUUGAAACUGUUCUUGACUGAGUGGAUCAACAGAACUCUGAGAGAGGAACAUAUAGUAGUUAAAAGUCUGGAGGAAGACCUGUAUGAUGGGCUUGUACUUCAUCAUCUACUGGAAAACUUAGGAUCUCUCAAGCUGGAUGUUGAGAAGAUUGCACUGACAGAAAAAAAACAGCGACAGAAACUCUCUGUGAUUCUGGAAGUUGUGGCCAAGUGUUUGCAACUGGAAGAAAGUCAGCUGAAAUGGAGUGUGGAAUCUAUCUUGGCAAAGGAUUUACUGAGCACACUGCAUCUUCUGGUUGCAAUAGCAAAGCACUUUGAACCCACCCUGGCUCUGCCUCGUAAUGUUCAAGUGGAGACAAUCACCAUCGAGACCACCUCCAAAGGAUUAAAGACAUCAAAUGCGGUGGAAUAUAUCACAGAAAACAAAGAGAAUAUAGAAGCACAGUCAAAAGAUGAUGCCUUUGAAUUAUUUAGCUGUGCUCCAGAUAAACUAGAUGCUGUAAAAAAGGCACUUUUGCAAUUUGUUGACCAGCAUAUUGGAAAAUUAGGAUUAAAUGUGAAAGACAUCGAAUCUCAGUUUUCAGAUGGAGUUAUCUUACUUCUCCUAAUUGGACAACUAGAGGGUUACUUUCUGAAUUUAAGGAAUUUCUUCCUGACUCCGGCCAGCACCAUGGAGAUGCUCCACAAUGUUAACCUGGCACUGGUGUUGCUAGCAGAUGGAGGCCUUCUGAAUUUUCCUGUGAACUCUGAAGAUAUUGUGAAUGGAGAUACGAAGGCUAUAGUGCGAGUUCUGUAUUGCUUGUAUUCCAAAUACAGAACCAAAGAAGCAUGAAGAGCAAGGCCAAGAGCUUGAGAUGCCUUUUUUUUUGUUUUGU